AUGGAAACAAGUAACAGUAGAGAACAAGAGCCUUUCCAGACCCACUGUGCUGGACCAGUUUUUGGUUUGUGGCGUGCGCCAGUAUUUCCAGCUGCAGCCAGCCAAGGUGGCUCUGAAGUGUCGCAGGCUCAUGACGAGGAAGAACACUUUACAAAGGCUCCCAAAUCACUUGUGCACCCUCUUCAUAAAGCUCUUCUAUCAGCUCAGGAGAAGAUCAAGAAGCUGACCUAUGAGGAUGACUCCCUGAGGAGGGAGAAUGCCAGGCUGACAGAGAAGGAGCUGGGCACUCAUGAAGCUCUGGAAAAGUUGACUAGCCUUUACACCCAGGUCAAGACAUACAAGGAAGAAAUGGAGGCCUGGAGAAAUACAAUGGAGGAGGCCUUCCGAGAUGAGAAAAAAGCCUGGCAAGAGGAGAGAAGAAAACAGCUGGAAGAGAUGAAAAGUUUUAGGAUGAAGCUAUUGGUGGCUCAGUCACACAAUCACCAGAUGGAAGAAGAGGUGAGAGAAUCCAAGAGAGAAAUCCAGGAAGGACAGAUGCAAGCAGAGAGAGAACUCGCCUAUCUUAGAGAAAGUCUGUUCAUCCAGAGAGAGGAGAACGCUGCGAUUAAAGAUCACUGGAGAGAGGUGAUCAGGGAAAAGGAGGAUUCUGCCACCAAACUGAAAGAAUCAGAGGAAAAGUGGCAGAGGAGAGUGAGCCAGCUGGUAGACGGGAUACAGCAUAACAACUUUGUCUCCAGUUCAAUCGACAAAGUGAUUGGUCUCAUUGGGGAGCAGCAAAACACAUUGACCAUGUUGAACAAGAAACAGUCAGAGCUUUGCCAGAGCGAGAGGAAAUGGGAAAGAAGAUCUAACGCUUUGGAGGAGAGUUACAGGAAGGUGCUGGCUGAAAAGGAAGAGAGCUGGCAGACAAGAAUGCAAGAGAUGGAGAAAAAGAUCAAGCUGGAGAAGAUGUGGCUCCAAAAAGAAGAAGAGUGGAGGCAGAAGACCAGCGCCCUGGAGGAGGAGAUCAAACGGCUGAUUAAAGAGAACACCCAACUUCAGGGGCUUACAGGUAAAAAGAAGAAACGAAAGCCAUGGUGGAAGAGACACUUCAAGUUAAGAAGAAGGACACAUUGGCGCACACGGGGUAUGCCAGAUCAGACACCUUUACUACCUCAGUCCCAGGAGAAGUAAAAUAGCUCUCCUCUCUCAACCCAACCGGUCAAGGAAGAUGGGCACCCAAAUGGAAAAAGAAGUAUUCACAGCUUGGCAAGCAAAAAUUAAAAUUAUAAACAAUCAUGGCAUCAUAUAUAUACAUCUCCCACUGAAACCAUCUCCUCUCUCCCCCCAUUCUCUUCUCUCUCAUGUCUCAUCUCUCCCCUCUUUCUCUCCCCUCUACCCGUCUACC
Molecule: messenger RNA, 1387 nt
Organism: Seriola aureovittata
Lineage: Eukaryota; Metazoa; Chordata; Actinopteri; Carangiformes; Carangidae
Product: golgin subfamily A member 6-like protein 22
Exons: 3
Coding region: 1-1173 (390 amino acids)
Source: RefSeq, a predicted model, not a curated record